AUGAAAGGCUUGCCGAGCAGCCACGGUCACCAUCACGCCGUCGCCUGCGACCCUUCCUACGACUCCAUGACGCUCGGUCAUUCGGAUCGUCAGCCCUGCUUCCUGAACACAGGCGAUGGUCACCCCGGCCAGCGCCCGUGCUAUACCCAGCGCAGCUCCUUCCAGUCGGAAUGCAGUGCCUACCCGGAUCUGGCCAGCUGCACCUUCCCUCGCAGACAUUACAGCUCCCAUCAUGAGCUGAAGGAGGAGUGCGGGGCGCUGGUGCCUUAUACGGGGCCGACAGGAAACAGUAAAGGAAGCGGCGGUAAAAAUAACAACAACCGGGUACCUUGUAACCUGCUGGAACAGUUCGAUCACCAGGCUCCGGUGCGGCGAGAAGGCUACCAUACGCUGCAGUACAAGCGCACAGCAGUGGAACACCAACGAAGUGACAGCCCAGGGCGUAUCCGUCAUCUGGUUCACUCUGUCCAAAAGCUUUUCACCAAGUCCCAUUCAUUGGAGGGGCCCUCUGGAUCCGGCACAACCGGGAGAAUGAACGGCAGUAAAUCCAGCCCGGAUGACCCGCCGUCUUCAUCGGGAACUCUGAAACACAACAAACGUAGCAAGAACAAAGACCGAUCCAAGUCAGAACCUAAAAUGCGUAGCGCCAUCUCCGGGUACUGGAGCUCAGAUGACACACUGGACCGGGAGAUGUGCUUGUACCACCACCACGGCGGAGGACAACCAUCAGGCGUCAUGACCAUGGGGAGGCACCCGGAGAAAUCGCAGUCGCAGUACUUCAUGGAGUCCUACAACACCAUCAGCGCCCACUCCCUGAAGACGUCUCGUAGCAACAAUGACGUGAAGUGCUCAUCGUGCUCCGGCGGCAGCGGCACGGGGCUCCCACUGGUCCCGCUGGUUGGUCCGCUGGACGGCCAGGUGCAGCUAAAGAAGAGUUCGUGGUCUUCGACUUUGACGGUGAGCCGAGCAAGGGAGGUUUACCAGAAGGCUUCUGUCAACCUAGAUAAAGCACUAGUGAAAGCUGAGCAGGGACGCACCUGCCACUUCCUGCAGGUGCCUCAGGAUGACUGGGGUGCGUUCUCCCCGUUGGGGAAGGAUGACGAAAUCCCUUGCCGGAGGAUGCGAAGUGGCAGCUACAUCAAAGCCAUGGCCGAGGACGACAGCGGCGAUUCGGACUGCAGCCCUAAACCUUCGCCCAAAGUACAAGCGCGGCGGGCCAGUUACCUUAAGGCCACACAACCGUCACUAACAGAGAUGACCACACUCAAGAUUUCCACAGAGCACUCGCCCAAGCUGCAGAUCAGGAGUCACAGCUAUCUGCGGGCGGUGAGCGAGGUUUCUAUCAAUAGGAGCCUGGACAGCUUGGACCCGGCGGGGCUGCUGGCCUCGCCUAAGUUCCGCUCCCGAAACGAGAGCUACAUGAGAGCCAUGAGCACUAUCAGCCAGGUGAGCGAGGUGGAGGUGAACGGGCAAAUCGAGGCGGUGUGCGAGUCUGUGUUCAGCGAGAUGGAGUCGCAGGCGGUGGACGCGCUGGAUCUGCCCGUCCCCGGCUGCUUCCGCAUGCGCAGCCACAGUUAUGUGCGAGCCAUCGAGAAGGGAUGCUCUCAGGAAGAGGAGGAGGAAGCGGCCGGGCGAGGGGGAGGCGUGGCCAAUCGGAAGGCGGGGUCGCCCCCGCGCACUACCACCACUGUCAGAACCAUCCAAAGCAGCACAGGUGUGUCCAAACUUUUGGCCUGUACUGAACUGUCGUCAUGCAUCACCACCUACAAAAAGACCCCUCCGCCCGUCCCCCCGAGGACCACCCCGUCCAAACCCUUCAUAUCCAUCACGGCGCAGAGCAGCACCGAGUCGGCCCAGGACGCCUACAUGGACGGCGGCUCGGGCCCACGCAAGGGCAUCGGCUCGCAGCCGGGCUUGUCCAACUCCACCGAGAGCAUCGACAGCAUGAAGGCCCUGACGGCCGCCAUCGAAGCGGCCAACGCUCAGGUGCACGGCCCGGCCAGCCAGCACGUCGCCAACAGCGCCGUCGCGUCCACCGCCGUCGCCCAAGUCUCCACUGACAGCAAGGCGCAAAGGGAAGCUCUUCGAAAGUGCCUCUCCAUUGGGAUUCAGGUUUGUGUGGAGCCAGAGGAGGAGGGGCCCUCAGAAGAGCAGUCCAAGUUCCACUCUAUAGGAAUUCAGGUGGAAGAUGAGCGCUGUCAGCGCCGCAUGACCCGCUCCAACAGCGUGACCACCGCCGUCCAAGCCGACCUGGACGACCCCACAGACGGGCCGCGACUUCCCCCAGCGCGUAACUGCGCCACCAUGCCACGCCAGCACUCCCGUGACUCCACCGGCGGCACCUCCACGGUUCGCAUCCAAGGCUCGGGCAACCACUACCACGCCUGCGCCGGGGACGACUACGGCGAGGCGGGGUUCGACCCGUCCAUCCUUCCACCUCCUGACCCGUGGAUGGACGGCGCGGGUGACCCAGAUUUGACGGCGGAUGGCACGCUGGAGGCCGUCAGCCGCUCAGUGUGCCCGAGAGACGGACGCUGGUUCCUCAAACUGCUACAGGCGGAGACGGAGCGCAUGCAAGGAUGGUGUCGUCAGAUGGAGCAGGACCAGACGGACAACCAGCUGUCCGAUGAUAUCCUGGGCAAGAUCCGCAGUGCAGUGGGGAGCGCCCAGCUGCUCAUGUCCCAGAAGUUCCAGCAAUUCCGGGAGCUGUGUGAGGAGAAUUUGAACCCUGACGCAAACCCGCGGCCCGUCUCUCAGGACCUGGCGGGCUUCUGGGACAUGCUACAGCUGUCCAUCGAAAAUAUCAGCCUCAAGUUUGACGAGUUGCACCAACUCAAAGCUAACAACUGGAAGCCUCUGACACCCCCGGAGAUCCAGGAGAGACGCGUGCCCCCACCCGUGCCAAAGAGGUCCCAGAAGGGCCACGCCCCGCUGGCGAGGGACCGCUCACUGGAGAGCUCUGAGCGGCAGCGUCUGGAGGCCCGCAAGCGGCUGCUCGCCGCCAAACGCGCCGCCUCGGUGCGCCAGAGCUCCGCCACGGAGAGCGCUGACAGUAUCGAGAUUUACAUCCCCGAGGCGCAGACGCGACUAUGA
This is a messenger RNA of Nerophis lumbriciformis (worm pipefish), 3093 nucleotides long. The record is from RefSeq and is a predicted model, not a curated record. Lineage: Eukaryota; Metazoa; Chordata; Actinopteri; Syngnathiformes; Syngnathidae.